AUGAAUAGUGGAUAUCCUCCUAAUGGCCCUCCACCUGGUCCAAUUAAUGCCAGAUUGGAUAUGGAGAAUGAAAAAAUUUGGAUGAGGUUAGGUAAACUUGCCGAGUCUAUGAAUGAAGCCGAUAAAGCCAUUCACUAUUAUGAGAGAAUCUUACGUUAUAAUCAAUAUCAUGUUCAAGCUCUGACGAGUAUUGCCUCAAUUUAUAGAAUGAAGGAUCCUCCAGAUUUCCAAAAAGCAGUCGAAUAUUAUCACACUGCCCUUCAAACCGAAGAUAACAAUACAGAAAUCUGGGGUAAUCUGGGACAUUGUUUUUUAAUGAUGGACGAUCUUACUAAAGCUUACACUGCCUAUCAUCAAGCCAUCUACAAUGCUAAAUUACAAAAUAGAACAAAACAAGAUCCACAUUUAUGGUACGGAAUUGGUAUCCUCUAUGAAAGAUACAAUAGUUUGGACAAUGCCGAAGAAGCUUUUAGAAGUGUAUUGAAAAUGGAUGCACAAUUCGAAAAAAUCAAUGAAAUCUACUUCCGUCUAGGUAUUAUAUACAAACAACAAAAGAAGUAUGAACAAAGCUUGGAAUGUUUUGGAAUAAUUCGUAAAAAUCCACCACCACCAUUGACGGAAGCAGAUAUUUGGUUCCAAAUCGGUCACGUUUACGAAUUAAAGAAGGAUUUCCAAGAAGCAAAGAAUUCAUACGAAAAGGUACUCAAAUUCAAUCCAAACCACAGUAAGGUUCUUCAACAAUUGGGAUGGCUUUAUCAUCAAAAUACUGAAUUCCAAAAUUUAGAAACAGCCAUCACUUAUUUACAACAAUCUAUUGAUGCUGAUCCAUCAAGUGGACAAACAUGGUAUUUAUUAGGACGUUGCUUUAUGGCACAAAAGAGAUAUCGUUAUGCAUACAAUGCCUACCAACAAGCUGUUUUCAGAGAUGGAAAGAAUCCAACUUUCUGGUGCUCAAUUGGUGUCUUGUAUUAUCAAAUUAAUCAAUAUAGGGAUGCUUUGGAUGCAUAUAGUAGAGCUAUUAGAUUGAAUCCAUUUUUGAGUGAAGUUUGGUAUGAUUUGGGUACUCUGUACGAAUCAUGUUCACAAAUUCCAGAUGCUUUGGACGCUUAUCAACGUGCAGCUGAUUUGGAUCAAAAUAAUGAGCACAUUCAACAACGUUUAAUGUUCCUUAAGAAUAUGGAUAGAGGUAAUCCAGAAGAACCAAAGAAUUUGACUGCUGUUGAACCACCAACUGCUGGUCCUCAAUCAGGAUUCCAAUCAGGCAUAUUCCCUGGUCCUCAAUCAGCUGGUAAUACUCAACCAAAUCCAAAUAUUCAAUCAUUGGGCCUUCCAAAUCCUCCUGGUAAUUAUCCUCCACCAAAUCCAGCAUCACAAGCUCCACCAUAUCAUUCUGUUGAUCGUUAUCCAAAAUUGGAACCUCCAACAAAUUUACCACCUCAGAAUGGUCCACAAAACAAUUUGAAUGGUUAUGGACAACCACCAAUGGAACAACACUAUUUGCCUCCACCUCAAGAAAGACUUCAAGAAAGACUCCAAGAAAGGCAACCACAAGGAGGUUCAGCAAGUUCUUACAAUGGUCCUACUAGCACUGGGGGUGGCUCAAGUUAUUCACAUCCACCACCACUCAAUAAUCCACCACCAGCAAGUACAGCCAAUGUGAAUCCUCCUUCAUUCUCUCAACAACAACAACAACCAUUAGGAGGUUCUCAAUCCACUCCUGUUGGUAUUUCACAACCUUCUCAAGGUCCUAAAGAAGUUCUUUCACCAUAUCCAACAUCUAAUAAUGUUACUUUCCCUCCACAUAAUUCACCACCUCAACAACAAGCCUAUCAACAACCUCCACCAACAACUAGUGCCACUAAUGGAACAACUCAACCACCUUCAAAUCAACCACCUUAUGGAAAUGCACCAAGUAAUCCUCCACCAUCAUCACAAGUAGUUGGAGCUUCUCCACAAGUGACACAGCCACCUUACUAUCCAGUUUCACAACCUCCAAUGCAACAAGGUCCUCCACCUCAACCUCAACAACCUACCACUACUGUUCCACCAAGUGGUAUGAGCACCAAUUUAGGAGAAGUGUCACCAAUGAAGAGAAGAUAUAGUCCUAUCCCACAAAGUGAUUUGCAAAGUGAUCCAAAGAAGCUGAAACCAACACCAAAGGGAGGUGAUAGUGAUGAUGACGAUGAUGAUGAACAAGAUCAAAUGGUCAUACACGAACCAGAGGAAGAACCACAAUCCACUGCUAGAAAUAUUGUUGGCACAACGACAGAUAAUCAUGCCAAUGAUUCUGAACCAACAGUCAAUAAGGCAAAGAGUAGAUUUGUAAGACCAAAGAAGGCCUCUGAUAGUCAAGAAGAGGUUAAAAAGGAUUAAAUUGUUUCACAUUAUU
Messenger RNA from Naegleria gruberi, 2389 nucleotides. RefSeq names its product TPR repeat domain-containing protein. Gene Ontology annotation, molecular function: chromatin DNA binding; RNA polymerase II cis-regulatory region sequence-specific DNA binding; protein binding. The transcript is spliced from 2 exons. Bases 1 to 2373 code for a protein of 790 amino acids. NCBI's taxonomy places the organism in Eukaryota, Heterolobosea, Eutetramitea, Acrasida, Naegleriidae. The record is from RefSeq and is a predicted model, not a curated record. Gene Ontology annotation, biological process: regulation of gene expression.